Molecule: messenger RNA, 1410 nt
Organism: Synchytrium microbalum
Lineage: Eukaryota; Fungi; Chytridiomycota; Chytridiomycetes; Synchytriales; Synchytriaceae
Exons: 7
Coding region: 1-1410 (469 amino acids)
Source: RefSeq, a predicted model, not a curated record
AUGAAAGUCGAGAUCGUACCCGCCGAGGGUGGCUACAUAAGAGGCCGUCCUGGGCUUACUAAAGCUUAUAUCGUUGGAUCCGUAUUGUUGAAGUCUGAGCAUAAUGGAUCUAUGAAAUCAGCCAUCACUUCGGUGAAGAUUACUUUUUCCGGAACAGUAGAGACUGACAUUAAUAUCUCUGGUAGCGGAAACAAUAGCCAAAGUCUAGGCCUAAGGUCCCACAAGUCUCAAAAUGCCAUAAUCUCACUGUCGCAAGAAUUGCCCGUUGGAUUUGUUGGACACUACAGAAAUGUCGAGAUCCCAUUUGAAUUUGAAUUGCCUGAUGAUCCGCUUAACGAUGAUCGUUGGGUCCUUCCCGUGUCUUGUGGAUUUGGUGUGCAAGGUGUCUAUAGGUUCGGUGUUAAAUACACACUUUCAGCAAAACCAAACUACACUACACCUGCUCUUGCUCGUGUUUCUUCCUCGGGAUCUGUUAACUCGCUUGGCUCAAUAUCAUCGUCUAUAUCGUCAUUAUCAUCAUCACCUCUGAACGACAAGCUUCAUUUUGGUACCGAAACUGUGCCCGUCGAAUUACAUUAUUAUAAUCCAGCAAUCCUUCUCAAAUUAAUCCAGUCGUAUGACGAUGAGGUCCAUCACCAUUUGCUAGGGCCGUUUCGAGCAGAUGUAUCUGUAUCCUCAACUGUCUUGGGGCGUACUGAUCCUAUUUUUGUAAAGAUGACGUUGACUCCAAUUCACGCAGUUGAUGCUGCUAUUAUUCACACUGAGGUAUCUUUAAAGGAGUAUCAUAUAGUGAACUCUGGUAAAAGGCGGUAUCAAAGCACGAGGCAUCUGAUUUCAUCCACUUUCCCGGACCUUAAUAAGGGCGACACUGGGCAACAAACCCUCAGAGCUAAAUUAUAUGUGCCAAGAGAUGCUUGCACGUCUGAAGAUAUACCAUUCUCCCCUAUGCCGAGUACUGAAGCCUCGUCUGAGGCAUCCUCUAGUGUACGCAGCUCAGAAACCGAGUCAAUACAUAGCAAUCAUAGCCACUCUACAGUGUCAAGUACCGCUCGAAGGCCCUUCCUGUCAUUCAAUAGUCAUACUGAUGAUGAAAGUCACCCACUUACAGCACUAGGAUUUAGUAGCAAUUGCUCCUUUGAAGUAUCUCAUUUUUUAAAGUACACUGUGAUGGCUAAGCUCGAUAACGUGAUUAAAGGAUUUUCUUGGGAGUAUCCCGUUAUGAUAAGCUCGGUCAAACAAUCUCAGGUCUUUGACUUGUUAGAAAAUGACUGUGAUUUGAUACCGCCGCAGUCUUAUGAGAAGGCCUCUGGCAAUCUGCUGGCCACCACUCAUACCCCAUUGUCUAGUCAUCUGAUAUUUAUUGCUGCACCGGCAGAAUAUAGAGCAUCUGAACAUAUAGUAGACAAUUAG